Oreochromis aureus is the source of this 1231-nucleotide messenger RNA. RefSeq names its product filamin A-interacting protein 1-like. NCBI's taxonomy places the organism in Eukaryota, Metazoa, Chordata, Actinopteri, Cichliformes, Cichlidae. The transcript is spliced from 5 exons. Bases 464 to 1231 code for a protein of 255 amino acids. The record is from RefSeq and is a predicted model, not a curated record.
CAGCCGUGGCUCAAGGUGUCAGCAGGGAGGGUGGUUUAAAUUUAACCACCACAGGACUGAUAUCUGCAUGGCAGGUCCUGUCUCUCCCCUUCUGCUCUCUCUCCUCACACACAGACACACACAGUCUGUCUUCAUAGUCACCAGCCACAGACAUCAUCACACACAGCAGCAGCAGCAGCUCCCUGUCAGGAGACGCUCCUCUUCCUCCUCCUCCUCUUCUUCUCUUUCACUCAUCAGACCACCUGGAUUGUACUAGAGGCCAGCUGAGGACGCGGCAGCAGCAGUGACGGCAGUGGAGGAGAGAGAAGGGACGCUCAGCGUUGCAAAGGGAAGGAGAGCGGAGCAAACAUUCACACUGAGGAUAACACUUCAUCCGAGCCAGCAGGCUGAAGGCACAGCCAGUGGCACUGCAGAGGCACAUCAGCACCGUGGGCUAAAGAUUUGCUGCGAGAGGUAGACGAACAUGCGAUCCCGCAGCAAUAGUCUGGAGGAUGUAACCAAGGCCAAGCUGGCGCAGCAGGCAGACACUCGCAAGAGAUCUGCAGAGCGAGACGAGCCCUCUGGAAGGGCAGAGCGUCGCGGUCGACACCGCGAGCCACCAGAUGACACCGGCACCAUUCAGAGGAACAACAAGACUCCCAAGAAGAGCACCAGCGCAGGAGGAAGUGGGUGCAGCAGCAGUGCCAGCGGCGCUGCCAAGGGUGGUCGAAGGGAGAAGGGCAGGGACCUUUCCCGUGAUGACCUUGUCUUUCUUCUGAGUUUGCUUGAAGGAGAGCUACAGGCCAGAGAUGAGGUGAUCACGGUGCUGAAGGCAGAGAAGAUCGACUUGGCCCUGCUGGAGGCCAAAUAUGGUUUUGUCACACCACAGAAGGUCCUGCAAGCUCUGCAGAGAGACGCCAUCCAGGGCAAGUGUGACGUCUUCCAGGAAGACAUCUAUGAAAAACCCAUGGCAGAGCUGGAUAAGCUAGUGGAGAAGCAGAGGGAGACGCACCGGCGGAUGCUAGAGCAGCUGCUGAUGGUGGAACAAUCACACAAGCAGACCUUGUACAAGCUGGAAGAUGAGAAGAGGAACCACGGGGAGUUCAUAAAGAAGAGUGACGAGUUCACCAACCUGCUGGAGCAGGAGCGAGAGAGUUGGCAAGUGGCAGUCACUAUCAAAUUGAUUGCUAAAGCCCCAGUCAUGCAGGCCUUGAGACCAGUCAGUGACCCCUUGGCAACCACUGGUUUCUAG